Messenger RNA from Funneliformis mosseae, 129 nucleotides. Lineage: Eukaryota; Fungi; Glomeromycota; Glomeromycetes; Glomerales; Glomeraceae. The record is from the annotation of a GenBank genome assembly.
AUGACUGCCGGACCGAUUGCCGCCCGAGGGGCACGUUCCUUCCUUCGUACAAUACCCAUUGAGGUCUACCCACUUGGAGCAUGCAUGGCAUUCGCUAUGAACGUUAUGAGCAUAGUAUUUCGCUGGUAA